AUGCCUACCCGCGAAGAGGUCACAUAUUUUGGCGCAGGCCCGGCAUUGCUGCCAACGGAGGUCUUGAAGACGGCCGCGGAAGCCUUAUUAAAUUACAAUGAUACGGGUUUGGGGAUUGCGGAACAUUCCCAUCGCUCCGAGCUUGCAACGAAUAUCAUCAACAAUGCGAAAGCAGACCUAGCGAGCUAUCUUGAUGUGCCCGACGACUAUGAAAUUAUGUUUAUGCAAGGCGGUGGAAGUGGGGGAUUCUUUGCGACAGCCUGCAAUUUGGUAGGAAUCUGGGUACACAGGCGGAAACAGAAGAUUCUGAGCGAGCUGGGCAUCGUAGAUGGGAAGGAGAUCCCAGAAGAUCAGCUACUCAAGGAGCUACAAAAAGCAGUUGAUGAAGAACUCAAGAUUGACUACCUCGUCACUGGGUCUUGGUCGCUGAAGGCUAGCCAAGAGGCAGUUCGAAUGCUAGGUUCAGAACAUGUCAAUAUAGCCGCGGACUCAAGAACCGUCAAUGACGGGAAGUUUGGGAAGAUACCAGAGGAGAGCUCCUGGAAACUUUCUAAGAACUCAGCGAUGAUUUACUUUUGCGAUAACGAGACGGUGGAUGGUGUGGAAUUCCCAGCGUUCCCUGAAGCCUUGAAGCCAGCCGGAGAUGACGGACCCAUUGUGGUGGCAGAUAUGUCCUCAAAUAUUCUAUCACGUCGGAUACCAGUAAAGAAUUUCUCGGUGAUCUUUUUCGGGGCACAGAAAAAUCUAGGAAGCACUGGUAUUACAGUCGUCAUUAUCAAGAAGAGCCUACUACCUCCCGCGGUUGCCACGCCACCUCCAACCCUCUUGAGGAAACUUGGGUUGCCCGUUGGCCCAACUAUUCUCUCAUAUGAGACCAUUGCUAAGAACAACAGUUUAUACAACACACUUAGCAUAUUUGAUGUCUAUAUUGCAGGCCAGGUUCUCAAGAGCCUACUUGCUACAUAUCCGGAUAAGGUAGACGGCCAACAAGCCGUUUCAGAAAAGAAAGCAAAGGCCAUAUAUGGUGCCCUUGAGGCGCAUCCUGAAUCAUACAAGAUUGUACCUGAGAAGAGCGUCCGCUCAAGAAUGAACAUUUGCUUCAGAGUAACCCAUCACGCAAACAUCGAUGAGUCAGAGAAAUUGUUUUUAAAAGGCGCAGUCGAGAAUGGCCUGACCGGUCUCAAGGGUCACAGAAGUGUUGGCGGAAUUCGUGCCUCUAACUACAACUCGAUACCUAUUGCAGGAGCCGAGAAACUGGCUGCUUAUAUUGAAUCAUUUGCAAAGACUCCACGCUAG
Messenger RNA from Venustampulla echinocandica, 1296 nucleotides. Its product is annotated as PLP-dependent transferase. The transcript has 4 exons. The coding region runs from base 1 to 1296 and encodes 431 amino acids. The record is from RefSeq and is a predicted model, not a curated record. Gene Ontology annotation, cellular component: cytoplasm. Gene Ontology annotation, biological process: L-serine biosynthetic process. Gene Ontology annotation, molecular function: O-phospho-L-serine:2-oxoglutarate transaminase activity; pyridoxal phosphate binding. Lineage: Eukaryota; Fungi; Ascomycota; Leotiomycetes; Helotiales; Pleuroascaceae.